CGCGCCGCGAGAGAGCGCAGAGCGCCGCGCACACAGAAGUGCCGAGCGAGCGAACCGAGGCACCGAGGCCGAGCCGAACCGAGCCGAGUGGAGCCGUGCUAGCGCUAGCGCAGCGCGCCGUGCAAAGGAAAGGAAGGCACCGAACGCGCAACGCGCACCGCGACGCAACGCAACGCGACGCGACGCGCGAAGGCCGAGGGAGCAUCGCGCAGCAGCAACACCAACCUGCAGCGUCCUGCAGUGUCUCUCAAGUUUUCCAGUGACUAACGCAGUGACAAAGUGACAAAGUGUGAACAAGCAAAGCAAGACCACGGCGACAGACAACAACAAGGAUUGCAUCCCUCGGCGCCAGGAGCGCUGGCACGUCCAUGGAGGAGGAUUAAAAUGAAAAGCCCUGGCGGCCCUCACAGUAGUUGCUGACUCUCUGGAAGUCCGGCGGCGAGGCCCUAGAGCUCGGCGAUGGGUUCGGAGCAGCAGUUCUGUCUAAAAUGGAACAGUUUCGGCAGCAAUUUGGCGACAGCCUUUGGGAAUUUAUUCAAGUCGGAGAGCCUGACGGAUGUAACACUCUUCUGCGAAGGUGUGACGUUCAAAGCUCACAAGCUAAUACUAGCAGCUUGCAGUAAACACUUCCAGGAUCUAUUUGAAACAGCUCCAGUAUGCCCGAGCAUCCUGGUGAUCCUGGACGGUACCACCUCCAGCAACAUGUCAGCGUUGCUGGAGUUCAUGUACAAAGGAGAGGUGCAUGUUUCACAGGACAGUCUUCCCAGCUUUCUUAAAGCUGCGGAAUGUCUUCAGGUCAAGGGGUUGUCCAUAGAACAUGAGAAACUUGCUCUUGUUCAAGAAAAGGAGGAUGUGCCAAACAGUAGCGACAAGUUGGACUCACCAACUGGUCGUAAGAUAGCACGAUUAAACUCAAGUCUGAAGGAGGUGGCAGAUAGUUUGAAUAACAACUGUGGCUCAGAAAGCUCAUUAGCACGAGCAGAGCACAAUUCAUCACAGAUGGCAUCUCCUUCGUCCCACCCAUACUCACCCGUCCUGUCCCCUUACAUGCACCACUACAGACCUUCGUAUGAGAGAACGUCAUCCACCGCACCACCGGCUCCAUCUCAAGGGUACGAAAAUGCUCCUCGGAAGCGCCAUCAUCGUAGUCCAAGUGAUGCUAUCCAAGAAAGUUCAUCAGCUGUGCGAGCAUCGGUCUUACGAGAUGGUAGCAGAAACCGACCCGCAAGUGACCCAGAGAUGCAUUACCACCCCAAUAGUGGUCAUGACCCAAGAGAAAUGUCGCCAAAAGUUGAAGAGAACCAUUCAUACGGUCACAAUUCUCCAUCUACACACCGCUAUGAAGAAGGACCUAACGGAUCGAAUGCUGCUUCGAUGGUUUCAUUUGACAGAACUGGUGCUGCGGAUCCUCCAGCUGAGGGUAAUAACAUCGGUACGCCUGACAGUCACCACUCCUCUUCCUCCUCCGUAAACCUUGACAACCAAGACACUUUCGCAGAGGACUUGAGAAUAAAACAAGAACCAUCUGUUCGGUCAUCUGUUGAAGAGACAACACAACAGACCUCAGUCCCCUCACCUUAUAUAGAUCAUCUGGCAACUGACAAAACUCCAGAGAUACUGAGUCCCAGUAUGUGGAACUCAAAAACAAUGCCAAGCUUGAAGGGUCAUGCUACGGGUAGUAUGAUUGAUGGAGAGACAAAGAUUGAUUCUUUGAAAGGUUACACGGCACAGCGAACUCCUGAUGGCAAGAAACUUCAAUGUCCGUUUUGUGAGAGGCUUUACGGGUAUGAAACAAAUCUCAGAGCUCACAUUCGGCAACGUCAUCAAGGAAUUCGAGUCCCCUGUCCUUUCUGCUCUCGAACCUUCACAAGAAAUAACACUGUGCGACGACAUAUUGCUCGAGAACACAAAACGGAGCUGACUCUGAAGGCGUAUCAGCAAACUCAAGUCCUGAACCACAGCCCAUGAGGCUUGCUGCUCGCGCCUUCCCUCUACCCGUUCAAUCUGCAGCUUUAAAUUUUAAUUGCCAUGCUGACCUUUUCUAAGUCCUUAGCACUCAGUGCACACCAACGUUGUACGGGUAUAAUCACGGGUAAACAAAUUUAUUAUUAUUGUUAUAUGAUAUUGGAGCAACCUGCUCCCUGUGAGAUGUGACGGGUUUAGUGCUGCUUUGUGUGCUGAGGACAAAGAACUAUUGUAUAAUUAAGUUAUGGCAUAUACCUGUUUUCUUGUUUACUUUUUUUCUAAAGAGAGAUGAUAAAACCGAACUCAAUCAGGAUGACAGAAUUACCUCAUAAUUAUAGCUAUUAUAUUGAAAGAUAUAUUAAGAAAGUUCACAAAAAGUAUCUAUAGAUUUAUAUAUUUGAUUGUAUAUGGACAUGUUUAUUAUAAUACCAUGUCUCUGAGAAUUCCUCAGGAACACUGCUCCAUUUAUUUAAGAUUUUGGCUAGCAUGUCUCUCUCUAUCUCUCUCUCGCAGGGUUUGUAGACAAGGCUUAGAGAGAGAUUUGCAAACCGCAACAACAGAUACUGCCAAUAUUGAAUAAUCCAUGAAAGUGUUGAUAGCAAAGCCUCUAAAUUCACUACCUCCUGUUGAUUCAUUUUUAGUUCCCACUGUUUUUCCCAAAGUCUUGUUCUAACAAGAUUUGAAGAGUUAAUUUUUGUUUUCUUUCAUCUUCUGUGAUUCAUUUGAGGAUUAUCUUAAGUUACUUUCGCCUUCUCAUAUUCUGACCUGUGGCUUCAGCUGUAUCACACUGUAUGUGGUUUAUUUACGAUUGCAUCACUUAUCUCAGGGAUCUGAAAUCUCACAAGGUAUCAUCUGCUGUAUAUGUAUAGAAAUCAUUUGGUGAUACAUAGUUAAUUGUUACUUCUCUUUGCUGUGAUGCUUAAUUAUCAGUCACAAUUACUCAAUUGUCUGGGUUUUUGCACUUGUGGAUUCUAGAAUUUUUUCUGCUAUAAGGUAAUGAAUCGCAUUCAUUCAGUGAUGGGACCAUUUGCAAGAACAUCCGUUAUCUCUGCUUCAGGGAAAUAGUCUGGGACAGCUUAUAUAAGUAGAAUUGGUUUGGAAUGGUCAGUACUCUUUCUUUGAAGAAACUAGUCAUUUUAGAAACGCCCCCCCGGUGUUUCUCUGAAUUGCUGUUACAUUUUACUGUUUGAUUGCACACUGCUCCGUAACAACUCCGUUAUUGCAAGGGUCCAUUGUUCAACAUGACACCUGAAGAAUAAGUUUGUGCCAAAUCAAUCUCAAUUCAGGUUUAUGUCUAACUUAACCCUCCCCAGAAUUAGGCAGUGAGAAAAGAAGUCGUGAUAUUUUAAGUCUCCGGUCCAUUUUUUCUUUACAUAUUGAACGGAUGCAUCAAUGGUUCGGCGCGAGUUUUGUGAAGAGUAAGGAUAAGAGUUCUAACUGUAAAUAGUGUCACUUUUGACAUCACAAAUGUCUAAUGAAUGUUGUAUUUCUUUAGAUGCAAAGCAUCUCAAAAUUUUACUUUCUGUGUUGUGCAAGAAGAGUUAACGAGUGAUUGUAAGCUUUGAUAUUUUCCCAGGUUGAUGUGAACCCGAUCCUAGUUGCUAGAUUUCCUCUAUUUUAUGUGCUGGUUCUCUGUUAAUUUUUUCCUUUAGAAUUUGCAUGUCUUCUUGUUUAAUUGCAAAACAUACUUGAGAGCGAAAAAUUGUUUUAGUAGUUCACAAAUAUUUUGCUAUCUGCUCCUAGUCAACGUAUUUCCUCUAGUAAAUAAGUACUUUGGUUGCACAGGUGUGUUCUAUCAUUGUGAAAGUUAAGGUUGCAGUAUUUAUAUUGCUAAGAACUCUUAAAAUAUGUUGUGCAUCAUUGCACAAUUCUAUCAGGACACAACAUCACAGUUCAGCACUACUUAUGUUGCAAUGUACAAUCUACUUUAGCAGAACCAUAGAAACCAACUACCUCAGAUUUACCUGUGAAUUUUAUACAUUAAGUAACAAUACUCUGGUUAUCGUACAAUAUCUUUUUUUUUUCCCUUAUGUGAAGCACUUUUGAGAAAUAGAAUCUGAUAUGGUGGAAUACAGACUCAAUGAUUUUGCAAUUACAUGUGCGCUUUUCAAGACAUGCUCUUGUUAUAAAUUAUAUUUAAUAUCUCUGUAUCUGUUAAAUAUUGUUGCAAUGCCAUUUCUUUAAACAGAACCGAAAUUGUCUUGUGUUUUAAAAGUUUAAGAUUGUUGUUUUGGAUGGGCCACAACUUCAAAUGUAAAACCCCCUGGCAAGAGGGUGUGCCAUAUAUCAAAGAGGAUUGCAAUGCUUGUGAUGUUAUGUACAGUAAAAUGUGAUGUGCUUGUUAUUUCUGUGUGAACAGAUAGAAUGCAGACACUCACAAAAUGUUAAAUAUUGCAGUUUCUCUCCAAUGAUUCUUCUAUGCGGGUAUCUUAUUUCUUCCAUCAACUAAGUUUUUUUUUCUGAAAAUCUGUUUUUUCUUUCUUAUGUCUCAGGUUCUGUUUAUCAUUGGUUAUAUUUGUUUUCUGUUAAGUUGGUUAAUUUUUAACACUUGUUUCUGCAGUGCUUUACCCUUUCAAUUAGUUUGUUGAUUUAGUUUUUACGUUUUUUACCUUUGGUGUUUGGUUAUUGCAUGACUAACUGAAAGAUAAUUUAAGUCUGUAGCACCUGAUUGAUGUUUUGGCAUAUUUUCUGUACUAACUCUACUAUAUUAUUGAUGUAUUGUUUUAGGUUAUUGUCUUGUAAAUUAAUGUGUCUGUGAGUGUUAUAGCACUUAUUGUCAAAACGGGUAUGAGAAGCAGAGCUGCUCUCGAAUUACGCUACAAUUUGGCAUUCGCAUAGGUAUGUCUCUUCUGUCGCUCCUAGUGAAAAUGAAACUUGUUUAAGACGUUUAAGUUGUGGUGACUUUUUUUUUUCUUAAGUGGUGUGAAGAGGAACUGUUAAGAGCCUAGUGCUUAGCAUGAAGUACAAUGGGGUUGAGACAUUGUUGCCCUUAGGAGUAAUUUUAUUUUUUGCAACAAUGCCAAUCAGUCAUUACGUACCUUGUUGGCUCACAUGGGCCAUUCAAAUUAUCUUGCUGUUAUCUCCAGUAUUUUUAUUGUUUGUGUAUGUCACAAAUGUUUGAUCUACCUCAUUCAUACGGGUCAACUCUCCUUUGAAAAUUGGAGAGCUAGCAUAGGUUUUAAAUCAUAAUUCAGUAUUUAUGAGAAUACUUAAGGUGGACUGGGCGACUGCUGGCGUGUCGGAGGGGCAAUAAUGGGGCAGUCAGGGUGACGAGUUGCGUCUGUGAUAGGGCCUUGUCUGACCAACUGCACGCCAGCUUAGUGGCCAGUCAAACACUGCUUAAAACGGGUAACUUAAUGCAGUGGGUCCUCAGCAUGGCACAUUCUGUGGUCACUGCCUCUGCUCCUUAUUUUCAGAUAGUGUUUAUGAUAAGAGAGAUAGGCAGAGCAGUGCACUGUUGGAAUGUGUUGUGGUCUAGUUAGGAUGCAUCACAACGAGGAACCACUUGCAACUUUUUAGAUAGUCAAAUAAUCUGGUUCUUUCUCAGAUCUGAUAUCUUUUUAUUCAUGAUGAGAUGGACAGUUUAAAUGUUGUCGGAACAUUCAUUUUUUGAAACUUUGUACAGCAGGUGCAGUUUGUCCUCUUGCGUAGUAUUUAAUUGUUAAUGAUAUUUCAAAUGUUACUGUUGUUACAUACUUUUGAGGAUAUCGUGUCUUCAAUUGAGCCCUAUCCUUCCACAUUCUGAGCUUCACUUCAGAAAAGCCCAAAUGAAAGUUAGCUGUUAAAGUCAAAAUUUUAUUAGAUUAUGGCUGACAAUAAUUUCAGUUUGAAUGCGAUACAUCACUGCCAAAUGGUGUUACUGUACAGUUUAUGAAAGGUAGUAGCGGACAGUCCUCACUGCCUGUCCACAUUAGAACUACAACCUAAUCGAGUUUUGGACAGGCUAUCAAGGUUGUGUUCCGUCCACGGACGGCUUUUCCAGUGUAUUGCUCAGACUUAUUAACCCAAGAAACUUCUCAGGAAUAUUUAUCAGGGAUAUAGGUAUAGGACAUUUUUCCAGUGUGGUGCUGGCUGAAGACUUAUCCUCCUUAAAAUUGGUUGUUACAUAAAUAUCACAUUACAGUGAUCAGAAAUGACAUCACGCGACAUUGUUUAUCAGCAAGUAAUGUAUUUCUUACAAUUAAGUUUCUUGUUUUCUUCUUUUUUUUCCCCUGUUAAUCUAUGCUUCCAUUGAAGACACUUGACAGUACAAAUCUAGUUUACCCCAUGUGGCACCGUUUUAUGUGCAUACAUCUAUAAAAUCAACCUCAGGUGGAACUAGAAGUUUUAUUUCAUCUAUCUCCUCUUUCUUUCCUUUUCUUCCCUUGCUCUAUGAGCAAUGUUAUAUUCAGCUUAUUGUUUAUAUUGAGGCUUUCUUUUAUAUUGCCUCCUGCUUACGGGUCUUAUUGUUGAUGUGGAAUAAACGGGUGCACUUUUGUGUGUGUAUAUAUACAUACGGCAUAUACAUGUCAAUAAGUUUAGGUAACUAAACUGAAAACUUUCAGAAAACUGAUGAACUCAUAUGCGACAAUUUAGUCCUCAGAUGAAAAAUGUUGUGAAUGUACAUACAUACAAUAAGUUAUAGAUUUGAAACAUUAUCUACCUCAUUUUCAAUAAUAGUAUUGCCACUUCAAUACUAUUAUUAUAAUUAUCUAGUUUGCGAUCUGCAAAUAGUAUUGGAAACCUAUUAUUUGAUUAGGUUUAUCUUCCAUGUUCCUCGUCCCCACUUAUUCAAUGGGUCCAAGAAAAAGUAAUUGACUGCUUGAUUUCAAUAAUUAAGGUGAAAGCAGUUUAUUAUCAACCAUCAGGCUACUGUCUGGAAUGAGUAUUGGGCGGAAGUUCAGUUUCUAGUGUGUAUGUGUCUAUUAGUACAAAGUUUUUGAUGAGGAUUACGAAAUGUUGUUCAUCGCUUGUUUUGUUAUUUCACCACAACUUAGCGUCUUACUCUGCUUUGUGUGUUUAUGUCAAUCCCUGUCUGGUCUGCAGUGUGCUACUUUAAUUCUUUAAUGUGUUAGAAAAAAUAGAAAAUUCUAUCAAAAAAAAAUUCUUAUGAAAUGUGUCUGUGAACAAGUACAAGAGUUAUUCGUAAAAUACAUGUUUGGGAGAGCAGAUUUUGAGGGACAUGCGACAAUGUGCGGUGUCUGUGUGGAUGCCGGCGUAUUGGGGCAAGUGAAAUUGUGUUAUUUAGCAUUCUGCGGAUUUUCCUACUAGCUUUUGUAGUUGAAUGUCUGAAUGUUACUUCUUUGAAUUCAUAUGUAGGUUGUUUGAUUUGUAAUGGAUGCCAUGUAAUUCCUAGCUAGAUGUGCAACUCAGUGUAAAAGGAGUGGCAGCGAUGCUCAGUCGGAUUGUGCCAAUUGCCACUUGCUACUUGAGGUGUUUUGAAUGAACGCUGUGCAAGUCAGUCAAAAUAAGUAGUCAAGUAGUGUGUAGGGGAAGAUUUGUGGUAGGUUGGUAACUAUAUUUAUGUACAGAUCUGAGGCUGAGAAGUUUUUAGCAAAUGCUUCAGGUUGUCAACAUUCUUUUAAAACAUAGAUUUGUUUUUAAAAUAGAAAGAAACUUAUGCAUUUUGUAACAAAAUAGUAUUGCAGAGAAAAUAUUUUUGUAUCACCAAUUUUUGCACCAUGAUUGUCUAGGUUUGGAGACUGUGAAGCACUGGCUUGCAAAUAGCAGUGGGAUCAGAAAUGGCAUCUAUUGCAGAUUGAACUGGAAAAUGGGACUUGACUUGGGACUGUAGCCACAUCUACCCUGUCACGUUUCAUUGCUCUGUAUAUUUAAGUCGCUCAAACUAGAUCAAAAGGACUUGCAGCGGUGUUCUCACACCAUAAUCAUGUCCGUCCUUGUGAUUUGGGGGCGGAACUAUGCCCCUCCCACCCUUGUCAAGUAUGGAAAUAUAUGGGAAACUUUGUUAUCAAUUUUAAUGUGUUGAAGUAUAUGUGUGAUUAUUUUGCGCAUUCAUGCACCUCUAAAAGUGUGUGUGUGUGUUUGUGCUGUGUAUGUUUGCCAGUGAAUGUAAGUGAGCGAAGAAGUAUGUAUGAGUGAAUGCCUGUGUUAAUGUAUAUGUUUGUCAGUAGAUGUGUAAGAACAACCAUCCCUUUUAAAUAUGUUUUAAGUUUCUUUUUUACAUGCCCAGUCAAAUAUUAUUGUCCUCAGGAAAGUGAGUUUUUUUAUACCGGUUUAUUUUAGUUUAAGAAGUAAUGUAAAUGUGCAGUUUUUUGUUUGUUUCUUUUAAAUUGCUAACAUUCAAGUGGGCCUUUACAAGCAUAGCUGAUCAUUUUUAGGCUUUAACAUUGUAUGUGUAGGCAAACAUAAAUUUCCAGAUGUUUUGCAUAAUUACCUGCUGAGCACAUGUGUCAUAUAUGUGUGUCCUGCUAUAUAGAUCUGAGUAAAAUAAGGUGUUUCCCUGAAAUAUUUAUCUCCCCUAAUACUGCAGCUUGCCAAAAGCAGCUUGAAACCAGGCAAUCAACUUUUCGGUUUUAGAGAAAUGCUAGGUGGAAGUGCAAGUCAAUCCUUUUGUACCAGACCGAAAAAUUGACACAGCACUCAAGUUUAAUGUGUUUUCAGUCAUUCUGCAAAAUUUGUCGGAAGUGUGUCAAGAUUGUUCAAAGUCAGUACUUACUUGCAUAAAAAUACCGCUUGGCUAGCCAUGGCCUGAUCAAUCAGAUUCAUGUCAGAGCUAUAUUCCAUGAAGAGAAUCCAAGAUUCAAGUUAACAAUUUUGGCAUAACAUGUGUGCUUUCAAAACAUAUUUCAAUAUUUAUAUAUAUAUUUUAUUUUGUAUAAAUUAGUCUAUCAUUAAAGUGAUUGAAAUCAUUCAAAUGUUAAAAGUUCGGAAUUUUAUGGAUAUCUAAUUAUACCAAAUAUAUGGACAUGUUUUAUAAUUUAAAAUUUAAAAUUUCAGUUAACUUGUGUUUGUUUUUCUCCAUACAUCUGGAUAAAAAUAAAUUUUGCAUCAUUCCAAUUAGGAUUGUUAAUUUACAAUCGUGGCUACUGACUUAAAUUUUAAAGCUGAAGUGACAUUGGAACAGUUGCUUUUGUAUUUGCAUUGCUGGCCAUGAAUAGCAACAUAAAAUUUUACAACAAACCCAUUUUCUAUUUGCUCCUUAUUUUUUCUUGUUUUGGUGUGUAGUGUCCAAUCAUGUGUUUUCAUAUACAUAGCUAAAUGUGACUUGAAUGUUUUAAGAGAUCAUUAAUGGUUUGUAAUAGUCUGUAUGUUUGAUGUUUGUACAUGUGGUAUAUAUACAAUAAGAACAAUUUUGUUGUUUUCUUUUUAAAAAAAUAGAUCUGUGUGUAGAUGAAACAUUCUUUGAUGUUGUUAGAUGGUUUGAAAUUAUGUGUAUUCAAAACUUUUUAUGAAAAUGUGUAUUUUGUUGUAUUUCAUGUUCAUGGAAUGCAUUUGUGACAGAUUCAACUGUUUGAAUGUGAUUUUCGCCUGUCAUUGAAAAUUCACAGUGAACUGCUUUUUCUCCCAGUCAAAAUUGAAUUACAGUCUACCACAUUUUGCUCUCCACAUUUUGGAAAUGUUGGAAUAGUGAGUUUGUCGGAACAAUGCCAACAGUAAGGUGAAAGUUUGUGAUAUGUAAAGCGUGCUCCCCAUUGUUGGGAAGUGACAAGGCAGGGACAGUGUCAUUGGGUUGAUUGCCCUUCCAAGGAAGAGCAACAUCACCAUUGUUGUUACCUGCUGUAAGGCAAAAAAUCAAGAAAGGAAAAUGCUCUUUGCUGUGUAUGUUUUGUAUCCAGUGCUAGUCUGGCAUACUAUAAAACCUGAAAGUUGUUUCAAUUUCCUUGUUUUCCUGUCUGAUUUCAAUGGAUUAAAUCCAUCUUAAACAUUUUUGAUACCAUUAAAUGGUUUGUAAUUGCCUGAUUGUACCCAUAUGUAAGUUAAGAUUGUACUACAAGUAUGGCGUGAAAGGUUCAAUCUAACCUUUGUGAUGUGAUCCUUAGGUUGUGUUUAAGUGAAACGUUUGUGACAAGUAAGUUUGUGAUCCUGCUGUCCUUUUGUGUAACAUUAAAUUAAUCUCCCCAAAAUGCCCAUGCUGGCUAUUACGUCCGGUGAGGUGAAAGAAAUGGCUGUCUGCAUUCUCAUGAAAUGCAUGUGCUUACCAAAGAAAGUAGCACGUAAGAAAAUUUUACAAAAAUUGAUCAAGUUGAGGAAACUUUUGUUUAACCACUAGCAGGGGAUCCAAUUAUCUUGUUACGACGUAAUUGAUAAGUUUGUCGAUGUGUUUUGUUAAAGCUAUGCAUAUGAAUGAACCAUAAAAUAAAAAUCUGUAAAUUACUGUGCAGCUGCCUCCGAUUCUGUCACUUUUUUUAGCCCGAUGGGGUAUAGUACCUGUUCAGCAUCCGUUUUUUUAAAUUGUGAGAUUAACUUUUCUUUUUCUUUUUUUGUUUCUGUGUGAUUUUGCACUUUGUGUACAUUUGGAUUCCUGCCUUGCGCCUGCAUUGGAUGUAGCUCAGUGUGGUUUGUGGGGAGAGUGUCUCAUUCCUAGCAAAGAGCAAGGUGACAAAGAAUUAUGGAAAUCAAAUUAUGCUUUGUUCUGUGAUUUUUACGUACCUGUCAAAGGCUAUUUUUUUAUGUUUUGUGUUGGAGUUAUUUUGGUUUCCUUUGCAAGAUGCAAGGUAAGGACAAGGACAUGGAGGAGCUGUAGGCAUGGUUCAUACUGAGUUGUAACACCUUUUUCCAAAUUGUUAGGUUUUAAUUUGCUUGGGCUCAAGCUGUUAUUAUUAUUAUAUUAUUAUUAUAAUUAUUAUUAUUAUUAUUCUUAAAACGUCAAGGGGCCAUUUAUCAUAAAGUGAGAACAAUUGAUUUGGAGAGAAGGGUGAGGGAAUGACAAGAACACGGGUAGGCAACUAUGUAUCAUGUUUGUGGUAAAUGGCCCUUCUAUAAUUUACAAUUGGUUGGUAUGUUUCUUUUUGUUACUGUUGCCCUUCGAAACAAAUCUUUGUUAUUAGUAGUAAAUGUUGUAUGUGUUUCUGUGUAGUAGCUAGAAUUUUACUGGAUAGGAAUGUUACAACUUGUCAUGUGAAGUGUGCUUUCAUUAGGCAGUCCAGAGCAUUGAAGGAAUGUGUGAAUGAAGCAGUUUGUUUGGUUGGGAGUCAUGCAUUCAUGUUUUGCACCUAAAACAUACUCACUAGCUGUAACUGGACACAUGUAACUAAGAGUAAAAUUGAUGUCAGAAAAUGGAACUUCAAAAGAAAUCACAGAUUACUAAUAAACUAAAUUUGUUGCUACAAGAAAAUGUG
This is a messenger RNA of Thrips palmi, 11243 nucleotides long. RefSeq names its product zinc finger protein chinmo (gene chinmo). Gene Ontology annotation, cellular component: nucleus. The record is from RefSeq and is a predicted model, not a curated record. Bases 460 to 1968 code for a protein of 502 amino acids. Gene Ontology annotation, biological process: regulation of transcription by RNA polymerase II. Gene Ontology annotation, molecular function: protein binding. Lineage: Eukaryota; Metazoa; Arthropoda; Insecta; Thysanoptera; Thripidae. The transcript is spliced from 9 exons.